Molecule: messenger RNA, 1662 nt
Organism: Penaeus indicus
Lineage: Eukaryota; Metazoa; Arthropoda; Malacostraca; Decapoda; Penaeidae
Product: leukocyte elastase inhibitor-like
Exons: 8
Coding region: 194-1624 (476 amino acids)
Molecular function (GO): serine-type endopeptidase inhibitor activity
Source: RefSeq, a predicted model, not a curated record
GUGAGGGUGUUCCUUUCAGCAUCCCAGUCGCGGUCGGAGUUCAGUGCCGGUAUCAACGCAUUCGGACGAAGACUGGCAUCGUUUGGCUUCGUUCAGUGACGCAAAGUACCCUUAAAAGCAACUGUUCGAACAACAGCCAUAAGGAAAAUAGCAAGGCCAGCUGCCGUAAUAUUGGUUUAGGCAAGCAAGAGGCAUGAAAAUGGCACUGGUACUCGUGGUAUCCCUGGCGACCCUCUUCGUAGGAGUCAGCCCUCAGUGCAUAUCCACGAACGAUGAAAUGACCCCUUUUCCACGGCCUGAUCUCGGCCACAUCACGCCCUUCAGUGUCGACCUGUUCAAAGAGGUCCUACCGUCGACGGGGAACUUCAUCUUUUCGCCGUACAGCGUGUGGUCGGCUCUCGUCCUGGCCUACUUCGGGUCCGGCGGGAACACCCAGGCCCAGCUGGAGCAGGUCCUCCAGCUCACCAACAAGGAGGAGACGCUAGCCUUGUACAAGAGCAUCGAUCAAAUCUACGGCGGGGUGCAGCGGGCUUUGCGUGCUGGCGGAGGCGCGAACAGGAUGCGUGGGCGGAGGGGCUGCAGACGCCCUGGGAAGGCAGACGGAGAGGGCGAGAACGAGACCAAACGCUCCCAGAGGUGUCGCGGCAGGAGAAUGAAAGGUUUCAGAUCUGCAAAGAUGGAGAAAACCAAGCGCAGGCAACCACGAAGAGGAAACGGGGCAGGGGCCGUGGCGCGGGGAAAGAGAACGGACAAUGCCAGCUACACCAUCAGCGUCGCCAACCGAGUGUACGUUCAGGAAGGCUUCCCUCUGCGAAGAUGCGUCCGCAGGGCUCUCAUUAAGGAGCUGAAGACCGUCGACUUCGAGGAGGGAGAGGCCGCCGCCGAUGCCAUCAACAGGUUCGUGAAGGGCACCACGCGCGGCAAGAUCCCCAAGAUGGUCGAACCUGCGGACCUGAUUUCCUCCAUGAUGGUCCUGAUCAACGCCGUCUACUUCAAGGGCCUGUGGAAGGUGCAGUUCGACUCGAGGACCACCCGGCUCGCGCCCUUCACGACGGCGUCGGGCAAUCGGACGCAGGUGGAGAUGAUGAGGGUGGAAGCGGAGUUCAACAUCGGAAUGUCGGAGGAGCUGGAGGCUCAGGUCCUGGAGAUGCCUUACCGAGGGGAAGGGGCGUCCAUGUUCGUUUUGCUUCCUCGAGACCGAAGCGAGGAGGCUCUGGAGAUGAUGGUCGAGCGUCUGACGGGCGCGACGCUCAAAUCUGCCAUGAGGAAGCUGAGCAGCAGGAACGUGACCGUCGGCCUCCCCAAGUUUAAGCUGGAGACGAGCAUUCGGGACGAACUCAAGAUCGGUCUGACCAGCAUGGGCAUCGGCGACCUGUUCUCUCCCGUGGCCGCAGACAUGUCCACCUUCUCCCCCAGCGAGCGCCUGGUCCUCAACGACGGCAUCCACAAGGCAGUCAUCGAGGUGAACGAAGAGGGCUCGGAGGCGGCGGCGGCGACGGCGCUCUUCUUCGGCAGGAGCGCCAGGAGGAAGCCGUCAUUCGUGUGCAAUCGGCCCUUCCUCUUCUUCAUCCUCGACAAGGCCACCAGCAACGUGCUCUUCAUGGGGGCGUUUAGGGAGCCCUAGGUGAUGGGAAUUGGCCUUUGCGCACACGCAUAGGUAGA